Pseudopodoces humilis (Tibetan ground-tit) is the source of this 2584-nucleotide messenger RNA. It is a transcript of the gene NRBP2, whose product is annotated as nuclear receptor binding protein 2. The record is from RefSeq and is a predicted model, not a curated record. Gene Ontology annotation, molecular function: ATP binding; protein kinase activity. Lineage: Eukaryota; Metazoa; Chordata; Aves; Passeriformes; Paridae. Gene Ontology annotation, biological process: protein phosphorylation.
GAUCGGCUCGGACUAGAGCUCGGCACAGCUGAGCUCGGCACAGCCCCGCAGGUUUGGGCACAGCCCGCAGGGCGCGCUUGGCGGCGGGGAUGGCGGUGCCGGAGCCGGACGCGCGGCUGGCGCAGGAGAAGGAGGAGGAGAGCGAGGAGGAGAGCGAGGUGCUGGAGGAGAGUCCCUGCGGCCGCUGGCAGAAGCGCCGCGAGCAGGUGAACCAGGGGAACAUGCCCGGCAUCCAGAGCACCUUCCUGGCCAUGGACACGGAGGAGGGUGUGGAGGUGGUGUGGAACGAGCUGCUCUUCACUGACAAGAAGGCCUUCAAAGCACACGAGGAGAAGAUCAAGACCAUGUUUGAGCAGCUGGUGCUGGUGGAUCACCCCAACAUUGUGAAGCUCCACAAGUACUGGCUGGAUGUGAAGGACUCAAAGGCACGGGUCAUCUUCAUCACGGAGUACGUGUCCUCAGGGAGCCUCAAGCAGUUCCUGAAGAAAACCAAGAAGAACCACAAGGCCAUGAAUGCCCGGGCCUGGAAGCGCUGGUGCACCCAAAUCCUCUCGGCUCUCAGCUUCCUGCACUCCUGUGAGCCCCCCAUCAUCCACGGCAACCUCACCAGCGACACCAUCUUCAUCCAGCACAACGGGCUCAUCAAGAUCGGCUCCGUUUGGCACCGGGUGUUUGCCAACGCGCUCCCGGACGAUCUCCGCAGCCCCAUCAGGAUCGAGCGGGAGGAGCUGCGGAACCUUCACUUCUUCCCUCCGGAAUACGGCCAGAAGGCGGACGGGACGGCCGUGGACAUCUUCUCCUUUGGGAUGUGCGCGCUGGAGAUGGCCGUGCUGGAGAUCCAGACCAACGGGGACACGCGGGUCUCGGAGGAGGCCAUCGCCCGGGCCCGGCAUUCCCUGGAUGAUCCCAACAUGAGGGAGUUCAUCCUGUCCUGCCUGACCCUGAACCCGGACAAGCGCCCGACCGCCAACAACCUCCUCUUCCACCGGGUGCUCUUCGAGGUGCAUUCCCUGAAGCUGCUGGCAGCCCAUUGCUUCAUCAACCACCAGUAUCUGAUGCCAGAGAACGUGGUGGAGGAGAAAAUCAAGGAGCUGGACCUGAACAUGGUGAUGGCCGAGAUCCGCAGGGAGGGUCGGCCCGGGGCGCAGUGGAGGUACUCGGAGGUUUCCUUCCUUGAGCUCGACAAGUUCCUGGAGGAUGUCAGGAAUGGGAUUUACCCCCUGAUGAACUUCGCUGUCUCCAGACCCCACGCCCUCCCCCGCGCCCUCUCCCAGCCCCAGGAGGAUCCUCAGAAAGCCAAGACUCCCACGCCAGAGCCCUUUGAUGUGGAGACCAGGAAGGUGGUGCAGAUGCAGUGCAACAUGGAGCUGAACGAGGACAAGAGCCAGUGGCACCUCACGCUCCUGCUCAUCCUGGAGGACAAACUGCACCGCCAGCUCAGCUAUGACCUGCUGCCCACUGAUAACUCCAAGGAUUUGGCCACAGAGCUGGUGCAUUACGGAUUCAUCCACGAGGACGACUGUGAAAAGCUGGCCACGUUCCUGGAGAGCGCCUUCCACAAGCACCGCUCCCAAGCCCUGUGAGCUGGGGACCCACCGCAGCCCCCGUUCCCAGGGGAUCAAGGUGCCGGACUGGAGGAUCCCAAAGGGCUCCUGACCCACCAAACUGCAGCAGGACUCAGCUGGCCGGGCCUUGGGCCCACGGGGAUCUGCCCAAUCCGUGCUCUGGGAAGGCAAGAGCUGAUGGAGGACUCGACAAACACCAGGAAUUACAUCCCGGGACGUUGGGACUCGAGUUCUGGUCCCUGCUCGCAGUGGGAGGUGUGGGGGGGUGGGCAGCAACCCCCAGCAGCCCCUUCCCAGUGGGGUUUGUGGAGCUGCUGCAGGAACCCCAACAGGAUCCGUUUCCCUCUGGGAACGAUCGGCUUUUCUCGCUGCGGGUCCCAAAGCUAUUUUUUCCUCUUUGCCAUCUGGAAUGGUCCUUGCUGAGGGGAGGGGAGGGGAGGAGCAGGCUUGGAGAGCCCCGGUGUAGCUUCCCAUCUGCCACAUUCCACUCUCCAUCCUGAAUUUCUCCAGGUUUAAGGUCUCCACUGUGCUGCCUGUGCUCAGAAUCCUCACGAUGAGCUGGGACUGUGUGAGCUGGACAUGAUAUGUCUUGAGAAGAAAUUCCAGAAAUCAUGACCCACCACCUGGAUCCACACAUGGAUCAGCAGGAAUCUCAUUGAUGCUCCACAGAAUCCUUCUCAUUUCCCAGUUCCUCCUACAGCCUUCCAAAAUCUCUCAGCAUCUUCAAGAGAAAGCUCUGGUGCCUCUUCCUCCCAUUCCCCCUGUGCUGACUGGAGUGUCAGUCCCCAGCCUGGAGAUGGGAGAAUUGCCACCACCACCAGCCCAGUGCUGCCCUUUGCCAGGGACACUUCGUUGAGGUGGAGAAAAGUGCAAACAGGAAUUGUCUCUGUCCAAGAGCCGUGCGGGGCUGCUCUCACUGUGCCAGGGAAAACUGGCUCUGAUAUCCUGCUCUGUGCUGUGCCAGGGAAAACUGGCUCUGAUAUCCUGCUCUGUGCUGUGCCAGGGAAAACUGGCUCUGA